CGUUCGUAACGGUAACCGAUUGCUUUAUUCUUAGGGUUCGUAUUAGUACGAGUAAUUAAUCCCUUAAAGUAUUUUUUCGACGUAGUUGUACUAAGCUGCAAAGAGACCUGCAACACAAUGCUAUCGUUAGAUUUUCUCGACGAUGUCCGGCGAAUGAAUAAGCGCCAGCUCUAUUAUCAGGUGCUGAACUUCGGAAUGAUCGUAUCUUCAGCCUUGAUGAUCUGGAAAGGUCUGAUGGUUGUAACUGGCAGUGAGAGUCCAAUAGUUGUCGUUCUCAGUGGGAGUAUGGAACCUGCGUUUCACAGAGGAGACCUCCUCUUCCUCACAAACAGAGCUGAGGAUCCAAUCCGAGUUGGAGAGAUUGUGGUGUUCAGGAUCGAGGGCAGAGAGAUCCCCAUUGUGCACAGAGUACUUAAAAUCCAUGAGAAGGAAAAUGGGGAUAUCAAGUUUUUGACAAAAGGUGACAAUAACGCUGUGGAUGACAGGGGCUUGUACAAGCAGGGCCAACAUUGGUUGGAGAAGAAAGAUGUUGUGGGCAGGGCUAGAGGGUUUGUGCCAUAUAUAGGGAUUGUUACAAUUCUCAUGAAUGACUAUCCUAAAUUUAAGUAUGCUGUUCUGUGUAUGCUGGGACUUUUUGUCUUGGUUCACAGAGAAUGAAGACCACCCAACCAAUGAUGACAGCAUGCCAAGGCAAACUCAGCACACACACACAUUCACACACACACAUUCACACACACACACACACACACACACACACACACACACACACUCACACGUCUGUAGGAGACAUUUUAUAUGGAUUGCUUGUUUAAUUUGCUUCUGUUAAUCAUGCCCUUGUUCUAAGAGAAACAGGUCAAAUACGCUUUAUACUCAGUUCACCUGGACGUAAAGCAGGCAAAAGUGAGUGUUAGGACUACUGCAGAGAUGUAGAUAUGUUGGUUUACCUCUUUGUCACACUGAAUCAUAUUUUUGUUUGAUUUAUACAUGUUGUUAUACUACACCAAAUCUGCAGAACAGUCACAUCUCUUUGUAAAAUGCUUAAUUUUUCUAUGGAAUAUGAAUUAAAAUAUUAA
Chanos chanos (milkfish) is the source of this 1073-nucleotide messenger RNA. It is a transcript of the gene sec11a, whose product is annotated as SEC11 homolog A, signal peptidase complex subunit. Gene Ontology annotation, molecular function: serine-type endopeptidase activity. NCBI's taxonomy places the organism in Eukaryota, Metazoa, Chordata, Actinopteri, Gonorynchiformes, Chanidae. The transcript is spliced from 6 exons. Gene Ontology annotation, cellular component: membrane; signal peptidase complex. The record is from RefSeq and is a predicted model, not a curated record. The coding region runs from base 118 to 657 and encodes 179 amino acids.